Messenger RNA from Lecanosticta acicola, 1309 nucleotides. The record is from the annotation of a GenBank genome assembly. Lineage: Eukaryota; Fungi; Ascomycota; Dothideomycetes; Mycosphaerellales; Mycosphaerellaceae.
AUGGCGCCGCUCAAUGUCUGCAUGGUGGGGACUGGAGAGUACACCACAGGCUUCGUUGGAGGCGGGGCCAGUGGGAGCGACAAGAAAGUGGGAGUCGUAGGCCUCACGCUCUUCGAUCUGAGGCGGCGAGGCAAAGUCGGCAACCUGAGCAUGGUGGGCACUUCGGGCAACAAGUUCGGGGCCAUCAAGCAGCACUUGCGCCAGAACAUCACGGAGGCCUACAACGGCCUCGAUACCAGCUUCACCAGCUACCCCAACGACGACGAGCGGGAUCCGGAAGCCUACAAGCGAGCGAUCGACGCUCUCAGUCCCGGGGACGCCAUCACCAUCUUCACGCCAGACCCUACGCAUUACCCGAUUGCCCUCUAUGCGAUCCAACGGGGCAUCCACGUCAUGAUCACGAAACCCGCCGUCAAAACGCUGAGCGAGCAUCAACACCUCCUCUCCGAAGCCCGACGGCACAAUGUCUUCGUCUACAUCGAACACCACAAACGCUUCGACCCGGCCUACGCCGAUGCUCGCAAUCGUGCCGUCAAGGGCUCUCUGGGAGAGUUCAAUUACUUUUACUCCUACAUGUCCCAGCCCAAAUCGCAGCUCGAGACCUUCAAGGCUUGGGCGGGAAGAGACUCGGAUAUCUCUUACUACCUCAACUCCCACCACAUCGACGUGAACGAAUCGAUGGUGCCGGAGUACAGACCGACGCGAGUGACGGGUAGCGCGUCCAAAGGCAUUGCUACCGAUCUGGGCUGCGUGCCGGAGACAGAAGAUACAAUCACCUUACUGGUAGACUGGGAGAAGAAAGAUGGCUCGGGGAGAAGAGCGACAGGCGUGUACACAGCUUCGUGGACGGCGCCUCAAAAGGCAGGCGUGCACUCCAAUCAGUACUUCCACUACAUGGCCUCCAAGGGGGAAGUCCGAGUCAACCAGGCAAAGCGAGGGUACGAUGUCACCGAGGAUGAAGGUGGUCUCACAUGGUACAACCCGUUCUACAUGAAAUACGCCCCAGACGAGGGUAAGUCACCCCUGACAUCCGGCGGAUGCGAGAAGCGAGAUCGAACUGACUGUCACUGCAGAGGGCAACUUCGCCGGCCAAGGAGGCUACGGCUAUGUAUCCUUUGAGAAGUUCGUAGACGGAUGCCAGGCCCUCAAAGACGGCAAAGUGACACUCGACGACCUCGAUAGAAGAGGUCUUCCGACACUGAAGAACACCAUCGCAACGGGUGCAAUCCUCGAAGCAGGCAGGACAAGCCUAGAUCAAAAACGUUCCGUCGAGAUCGUGGAGAAAGACGGCCAGUGGAGUUUGCAGUAA